Messenger RNA from Drosophila elegans, 2727 nucleotides. RefSeq names its product ATP-dependent RNA helicase DDX42. NCBI's taxonomy places the organism in Eukaryota, Metazoa, Arthropoda, Insecta, Diptera, Drosophilidae. The transcript has a single exon. The record is from RefSeq and is a predicted model, not a curated record. Gene Ontology annotation, molecular function: nucleic acid binding; RNA helicase activity; ATP binding. Bases 101 to 2488 code for a protein of 795 amino acids.
CAAAUGUGCGAUAUAUCGAUACUAUCGUCAGUGGUCAAACCAGCUUUAUUUUAUUGAUUUUGUGUGGGAAAUUGUUAGAUUGCACCGGAAUCGGAGGAAUAUGAGCGGCUACCGAGGCAUCGGUGGCGGGGGAUUCCCCUACCGCAAGUCAGCGAGUUCCGGUAACAACAUGAACGCCGUGCCCCCACCGCCGGUGCUGAAUGCCCGUGGUUAUGUGGGUUCCCGAGGCGGAGGAGCAUCGCUUUCCAGUGGAGCAAGCCGUGGCGGGAUUACCGGAAGCACUUCAUCGAUUUCCAAGCACGGCUAUUCCACUCUGGACUCGAUUAGUCAGUAUACGAAUGCCACAAAUCUGGUGGGCAAAAGGAAACAGCACACGGAAGACGAAUACUUCGACGACGAUGAUGAGCCCAAGGAAAGGGAGCUGGAACAGGCCUACAUACCGGCACCGGGAUCCCCGGGAGCACCGCCAGCGAAAAAGCAAGAGGAUUCGGACUCGGAUGAGGAUCCCCUGGAGCAGUUCAUGGCCGGGAUCAAUCAGCAGGUGGAGAAGGAGAAGCGCCAGCAGGCGCCCAAGCCGCCAACUCAAGCGGUGCGGGGCGACAUCGAUGACGAGGACGACGAGGAGAGCUACUAUCGGUAUAUGAAGGAGAACCCCAAUGCAGGGCUCCGCGACGAGGGAUCCGACCAAGAAAUCGAGUACGACGAGGAUGGCAAUCCCAUUGCCCCGCCCAAAAAGAAGGACAUCGAUCCCCUGCCGCCCAUUUAUCACUCGGAGAUCGAGUACGAACCGUUCGAGAAGAACUUCUACACGCAGCACGACGACAUAGCCGCCCUGGACGAGGAUCAGGUGCGGGAACUGAGGCGCACGUUGGGCGUCAAAGUCACCGGACCGUCGCCACCCAAGCCGGUCACCUCUUUCGGUCACUUCGGCUUCGACGAUCAGCUCAUCAAGGCGGUGAGAAAGGCGGAGUACACACAACCCACGCCCAUCCAGGCCCAAGCGGUGCCCACCGCGCUGUCUGGCAGAGAUAUCAUCGGCAUAGCCAAAACGGGAUCGGGCAAAACAGCAGCCUUCAUCUGGCCCAUGCUAAUGCACCUGAUGGAUCAGCGGCAGCUAAAACCCGGCGAUGGACCCAUAGGUUUAAUUCUAGCACCCACUCGCGAGCUGUCGCUACAAAUCUACAACGAGGCCAAGAAGUUUGGCAAGGUGUACAACCUGAAUGUGGUGUGCUGCUAUGGCGGCGGCUCCAAGUGGGAGCAGAGUAAGGCUCUGGAGCAGGGAGCUGAGAUUGUAGUGGCCACGCCCGGCCGAAUGAUAGACAUGGUCAAGAUGAAAGCCACCAAUCUGCGGAGGGUCACCUUCUUGGUGCUCGACGAGGCCGAUCGCAUGUUCCACAUGGGCUUCGAGCCGCAAGUGCGCUCCAUCUGCAACCACGUGCGUCCGGAUCGCCAAACUCUUAUGUUUUCGGCCACCUUCAAGAAGAGAAUCGAACGCCUGGCCCGCGAUGUCCUCAGCGAUCCGGUGAGAAUAGUGCAGGGGGAUUUGAACGAGGCCAACCAGGACAUCACACAGUCCGUGUACGUCUUCCCCAAUCCGCUACAGAAAUGGAACUGGCUGUUGUGCCACCUGGUGAAGUUCCUAUCCGAAGGCAGCGUCCUCAUCUUCGUGACCAAGAAAGCGGAUGCCGAAACAGUUUCCAACAACCUGUUGGUGAAGGAGUACAACUGCCUAUUACUCCAUGGCGAUAUGGACCAAGCGGACAGGAAUAAAGUCAUCACACAGUUUAAGAGAAAGGAAUGCGAUAUCUUGGUGGCCACCGAUGUGGCCGCCCGCGGAUUGGACAUACCCCAUAUCAGGAAUGUGGUGAACUAUGACAUUGCCAGGGACAUUGAUACGCACACCCACAGAAUCGGAAGAACGGGCAGAGCUGGCGAAAAGGGUAACGCUUUCACGCUGGUCACCGAUAAGGACAAGGAGUUCGCGGGACAUCUGGUGCGCAACUUGGAGGGCGCCGACCAGCAGGUGCCCGACGAUCUUAUGGAGCUGGCCAUGAAGAGCUCCUGGUUCCGGAGUUCGCGUUUCAAACAGGGCAAGGGCAAGAGGCCGACAAAUACCCACACGGGUCUCGGUUAUCGGGAGAAGGGAAAUGGAGCAGGAUUUGGCUCGGGUGGCGGAGCGGAUUCUGGAAACAGUGCGUCUGCCCAUAGUCCAAACGAAGGACCCUCAAGCAAAUCCUCUGCCAGUGCAGGACCCGCCACCGAUCGCUAUGCCGCCAUGAGGGAGGCUUUUCGAUCGCAGUAUAACAACCAAUUUCGAGCCUCCAGCGAUCGCACUUGGGAGAAAACGCUGCCCGAGUCGGGCGUUUUUGCUGCGCCAAUGGUACCGCCUCCGCCAACAUCGUCAUCAUCCCAGGGAGCUUCCUCCUCGUCCAGCAGCAGCAGCAGCAACCAGGACUCCAAAAGGGCCAAAAAGAGCCGCUGGAAUUGAAACUCAGGCAGCCAGUUGGUUUAUUUCUCUUCAUAUUAUUUAAUGUGUAUUUGCUUUUGUUCCAUCGUUUAAAAUUACAGCUUAUGGACUAAAUUUAAACAUAUAUUUAAUCAGAUAUAUACCAUGUUCAUUCAUAAAGAUUACGUUAGUUAAAUACUCGUAUGUACAACUCUCUUCCUUCGCAGCCAGAUCCAGCGAACGAUCCCACAGAUCCAAAUAAAAAUCUUCAUUAAUUGUAA